This is a messenger RNA of Mytilus californianus (California mussel), 6849 nucleotides long. RefSeq names its product osmotic avoidance abnormal protein 3-like. NCBI's taxonomy places the organism in Eukaryota, Metazoa, Mollusca, Bivalvia, Mytilida, Mytilidae. Gene Ontology annotation, biological process: microtubule-based movement. Gene Ontology annotation, molecular function: ATP binding; microtubule motor activity; microtubule binding. Bases 154 to 3156 code for a protein of 1000 amino acids. The transcript is spliced from 22 exons. The record is from RefSeq and is a predicted model, not a curated record.
UUUCUGAAGAGGAAGAAGUUAUUCCAAUGAAAUUUUGUUAAAAUGUCUUUAUAUUGCUCUGCGUAGUUUAACUUUCGAAUUACAGAAUUUUAUAGUAUUUAAUUUCAAUACAGCUUCACCUCCUAUAGUUGAUUCGGCAUUUAUUUUAGAAAGAUGAGUGAAGGAGAGUGUGUAAAGGUCAUUGUAAGAUGUCGUCCCAUGAAUGAAAGGGAAAAGAAUCUGAAGUGUAAAACAUGCCUCUCUAUGGAGUCAAAAAGGGGACAAUGUACAAUAAAAAAUCCUGGAGAUCCUAAAGCUCCUCCUAAAAUGUUCACCUUUGAUGGUUCCUACUUUGUAGAUUCAGUAACAGAGAAUAUUUACAAUGAAAUAGCCUACCCAUUAGUAGAGGGUGUAUGUGAAGGAUAUAAUGGUACAAUUUUUGCCUAUGGUCAGACAGGUUGUGGUAAAUCAUUUACUAUGCAGGGCAUAGUUGAUCCUCCGACGCAAAGAGGUGUUAUACCAAGAACUUUUGACCAUAUAUUUGAAACAGUUUCGGUAAUAGAGGGUACAAAGUUUCUGCUACAUGCAUCCUACUGUGAAAUCUACAAUGAAGAAAUAAGAGAUUUAUUGAGUAAAGAUGUAAAAGCCAAGUUAGACUUACAUGAACAUCCAGAUAAAGGAGUUUAUGUCAAUGGAUUAACAAUGCACCCAGUACACAAUGUAGCAGACUGUGAAAAAAUUAUGGAAAGAGGUUGGAAAAACAGAGCAACAGGGGCCACAUUGAUGAACGCUGAUUCAUCACGAAGUCACUCUAUAUUUAGUGUCAUGCUAGAAAUGAGCACACAGGACGAGGAAGGUGAAGAUCAUAUCAGAGCAGGAAAACUCAACUUAGUAGAUUUGGCUGGUAGUGAAAGACAGGCAAAAACAGGAGCUACUGGUGCCAGAUUGAAAGAAGCAACCAAGAUUAAUUUGUCAUUGUCAGCCCUUGGUAAUGUCAUUUCUGCACUCGUUGAUGGAAAAUCUAAACACAUACCCUACAGAGACUCAAAACUGACUCGUUUGUUACAAGACUCUCUCGGAGGUAACACAAAAACUCUAAUGAUAGCCUGUCUGUCUCCAGCUGAUAAUAACUAUGAUGAAACGUUGAGUACAUUGAGAUAUGCCAAUCGUGCCAAGAAUAUUACAAACAAACCCAAGAUUAAUGAAGAUCCUAAAGACGCUUUGUUAAGACAAUAUCAGGAAGAAAUCGAGAAGCUAAAAGCUAUGUUAGCUGGAAAGAUACCUGUACAGGCUGCAGAUCCAACCUCAUCAGAUAUGAAUGAUGACGAUGAUGAUGACGGUGGUUCUAAACAGCAAGGACUUAAUAGACAGGAUUUGGAGGAGGAGAAAGAAAGAAUUAGAGAGGAAUAUGAUGCAAGACUUGAAGAGAUGAAAACAGAAUAUGAGAAUGAGAAAGUUUCAAAGAAUAAAAUACAGAAUGAUAUGGUGAGACUCCGGGCUUUCUAUGACAACAAAUUGUCUAAUGUUGAUGGACAGAUUGCUGACCUUCCACCUACUGCUGCAGUCUUAGGCGAGAUAGAAUGGCGAGAUGAAGAUGGAAACAUUCUGUCCCACCCUGAUCUGGAAAGCCUUGAAACAGAACGAACGCAACCAGGGGGAGGAAAAGCAUCACAAGCAAAUGGCGAAGUUAUCAGUGGAGAAGUCAUUCAACCAUCAAAAGAUGGAACAACUACUAUUAAACAAGCAGACGGCAAAGUUCUUGUCAUCCCCCCAGGUGUCACUGCUGUCAAACAAGAAGAUGGCACAAUUGUACAGGUUCCAGAGGGGAAAACAGCUGUCAAACAGCCAGAUGGCUCAGUUGUUGUGGUUCCACAGGGCACUAAGAUUGUUUAUAAGAAUACAACGAAUACAGAAUAUAUCGUUAAGACCGAGUAUGUGGAGAAAGAAGGGGAGGAACGACCAUCUUCUGUGAUGGGACAGGUCUUACCUGUUGGACCAGAUGCAGAAGCCAUGAAAAUUAUGACCAUGAAUCAGCACAUAGAGCCUGGAGGAGAGGAGGAGGAAGUUACUGCUGUCAUGAUAGAUGGUGUACCCAUGUUAGAACAUGAUGAAGGUCUGGUGGCACCUAGUUCUUCUCCUACUCAAACAAACAUGCAGGACCAACUUAAAAACCAACAGGAAGAGGCUUUAAAAAGAUUACAAGAGUUGGAAAGACAGAUGGUAGGAGGUGAACAGAGUGAUAAUGCAGAAAUGAAAGAAAGAAGAAAAAAUAGACAGUUGAUUGCAGAUGAAAGGAAGGAACGCCUAAUGGAGGCCAUAGCUAACAUGGAUGAUGACUUUAUCAUGUUGGAGAUUUAUGAUGAUACUCAGGCAGAGUUACAAGCUAAAAAUAAAGUUUUAGAGAAAGAAAAAGAUAAGAUUGAAUCAUUGGAAAGAGACAUAAUAGACAUACAGUCUGAGUUCCAAUUUGAAAGAAUAGAUUAUCUUGAUACAGUCCGCAAACAAGAAAGACAACUCUUGCUAUUGGAAGGAUUGUUAGAAAAAAUGCAUCCUUGUUUGAGGAGGGAUUGUAAUUAUGCAAAUAUUGAUAGAGUAAAGAAGGAGUGUAAAUGGGAUGAAGAAAAUGGGCGUUGGAUAUUUCCCAGGAUGCAGAUUAAUAAUACAGCACUUCCUGUUGCAGGAAAUAGCAAUAGUGUAAUGGAUAGAAGAGAUACUGAGUUCAGAUCUGGAUUAGAACAACAAGAGGGUGUAAUGCCAGGAGGAAGGGUUAGUAGCAAUCCACAUGGCAGACCACGACCUGUAUUAAAUGGUGAGGUCAAUGCUAGUAUCUAUGACAACGAAGACGAUAGAUAUGCACAGAGUUUAUACAACAAGCAUGAUUCUUCAUCAGACUAUUUUGAGAACAAGAGAGUGAAAAAAUAUCUGAACCAGCCAAUCAGCCGAACAAAUAUGUCUGAAGUUAAACAUAGUAUUCAGAAGACGGCUCCGAUGCCAGCGUCUAAUGGUUUUGGUAAGCACGAUCAGAUGAGCAGUGGAUUACGUGCUGCUGCUGUCCACGGUCAACUCAUCAGUCAAGAGAACGACCCAUUGGUCCGUAAACCUACACGUCUGGAAACGUUACAACCUAUUGGUGGCAAGAAAGGAAAGAAGAAAAGGAACGAACUACAACCUUUAUGAUUACAACUUAAGUAGACACAAACUGGGUACUGUUGCAAUCAACCAAACAAUUUAUUAUUGGAUCCAUUGUUACCAGCAUAAUACUAACAGUAGUAAAUAAUCCUAUAUGAUUAAUACAUAAAAAUCAGUUAUUGCAAAUUAUUACUGUUGGUGUUAACAAUAUUUGUUUAGAGAAAUUGCAUGAAACAAUUGUACAAUAUGAUUUUUAAAAAACAAUUUUUAUGGAUUUGAAUCCUCUUGUAAAAAGACCAGAUUGAAAUUUUCAUGGAAUAGCACUUGAAUUUAACUAUUUUCUAAUUAUCCCAUACAGUACAGCACUUUAUCUCUGAAAUGAUGAUUUAUAAACAAAUUUUGAUUAAUUUAGCAUUGAAAAGAGAUGAAAAUUAUUAUAUUGAUUUUCAAAUGCAAUCAUUGGAUGUGCAAUCAAACUUUGUAAGAAUUUGUAGAAACUUAUAUUUCAUUUUUCGUACAAUGCCAUCUUUGUUUGAAUAAUUAAGGCAGUUUUUAUCCAUGUCAGUUUGGUAUAAUCUGUAAUUGAAACUGAAAAUCCAUUACAUAGACAUCGGAUAUUUAAAAAAUAAAAAAAAUAUUGAUAGUUUAAAAUGUUUAUGAAACUUGAUUGAUUAUUUUUAGGUAUUUUAUCAAAUAUUAAUGUUUUAAUGUUUAUGAAAUAUCAUUGGUAUUUUUCAAAUGCUGGUUAAAUAUCUUUAAUAUAUUUCAGAUUUUGGUGAAAAUAUCUUAACCUUUUCAUGAUAUGGCUAAUUUAUCUGAAUAAUUCAGUGUAAAAAAAAAAUGAAAAAAAAAUUGAAGUGAAAGUUUCUCUGUUGAUAAUAAAUGUCUUUAAAGAAUCCAUUCCUGGUAUAAGCAAAUAUUGAUGUAGGUAAAUUGUGUCUUCACUAGUGUACUGCAAAUUUGUAUUUUGUUUUUUUUUAGUGAUAUCUUCAUUUUGCAACAUAUUCCUUAAAUUUUGCAAGCAGCAAGUGCUUCUGUGAUAAAAGUUGUUUCAUAUCAUAAAAAUGUAGUUUGAGACAUUCCAUUAAUGUAAAAAUAUUGUUUGAGACAUUCCAUUAUUAAAUGUAAAAAUAUUGUUUGAGACAUUCCAUUAUUAAAUGUAAAAAAUAAUGUUUUGAGACAUUCGGUAGAAAGCAUUUGAAGUGCUUGUGUGACAAUAUAAUCAUUCAUAUUUUUAUUUCUACUAAUAUUACUUGCAAUAUUAAUGUGAUAUUUACAUAAAAUUUUCUUUUUGAAAAUUUAAAAUCGUAAAGCAAAUAAUCAUUGAAAUAAGAAAAAAAGAUGGGCUGAUAUCAAUGUUAUCACAUGCAAUAUCAUACCUCUGAUUGUAUCAUUCAGAGGUGACAAGUGUUGGGCUGAUAUCAAUGUUAUCACAUGCAAUAUCAUGCUUCUGAUUGUAUCAUUCAGAAGAAACAACUGUUGGGCUCAUAUCAAUGUUCUAAUAUGGAGAGUGAUGUGUAUUUAAUAUAAAAAAAAAAUUGUAUGAAGCUUUGAAACAAGAAGAAUAAGGUUUUCUUCAAUAUUUUUAUGCCAAUUACAAAAAAUUUGAUAUUUCCAAACAUUUGUCUUAUAUUGUUGUUAUACUGCAUCUAUAAAUAACUGUAAUCAUAGCCAUCUAACUGUGAACAAAAAAAAAAAACUUUAUUCCAUCCCUAAAUAAGCCCCUGAUUGUGAAGGAAAGUGAUUGACAUCGUACCAGUAUUUACUAUAUUUAGGAAAUAAAAGGUUAGAGGGUCUGUCCAAGCUGCAGCAUAAAUUGAAAUCCAUAUGACAUUUUAAUCUUUUAUAGACUUCUGGUAUUAUAGGACAGCAAAGCUGCAGCAUAAAAUGAAAUCCAUAUGACAUUUUAACCUUUAAUAGACUUUUGGUAUUAUAGGUCAGCUAGUCAGAUACAGUUCAGCUCAGUAUUGUAUAUAAUCUUUAUGUCUUUCACAACAGAAAUUUUACAGCAGAUUAUGAGGGUUCUAGAAAUAUUUUUAAUUAUACUUAGUUUUUAUUUUUGUACUUACAUCAACAGUUAAGUAGCAUGCUACUUUAUAUAGAUAUCAGGUUAUAAGAAUCUCAGAGGCCUUAUUAAAACUGCUGCUAACCAGUUACAAAUAUUUGGUUGAUAUAUUGUAUAGAAACUUACUAGAUCCUUAGGAAUAUUAAACCAGUUAAAUCUGUAAUAAUGUCAAAGGUACUUUUAAACAUUUAAUAUCUGAAUGAUACACAUGUGAAUGGUUUGCAGUAGUUUUUUCCAUGCCUCUUUAACUUUAGGGUAGCUUAUAAUUAGUAUACAUUUUUACAGAAAAUGAGCAGGCCUCUUCCACUAGUCAGUGUUGAUAAGUAUUUUAGUCCAUAUCUGUCACAGAGUAUUAAUUAUACAUUGUUAACUUUUUUAUAUUUAUCCAACACAUUCCGUCCCACUAUAUUUGACUAAUAUCUAUUUUAUCAUCCCGUCCUAGGUGUGGAUAUUGUUGAUUUAUGCCAUAUCACUUUGUUGUUUAUUUGUAUAUAUAUCCGUCCAUGGAUGAGUUUUUUAAACAUAUAUAUAUAUUUAUUCUUGUUAUUACUCUUGUUGAAGUGUGUAAUAUCUAUACAAUGAAUGUGAUUUAAAAUCUAUAAUGACUAUCUUGGAAGCAGCAAGUCUAAAAGCUGUUCCAGAAAUGAAUUGUAUGGGGGGUCGGAAGGCACUUCCAUUAAAAAUGUGGUUGGUAGUGGUUAUUUUAGAAAGAAAGAUUGAACAAUUAUCAAUUAUAGGAAAUAAUCAAUUAAAAUUUAUGCAUUGCAGGUAAAUUAAUAAGUGUCUUCCAUCCCCAACCCCCCAUUUAUUUCUGGAACAGCCAUAAGAUAAUUAAUAUUUUUCAUUGUCCUGGUUUCUGUUUAAGCAUAAUUUAUAUUAAAAGCAAAUGUAUUGUGUGGUUAAAGUAUUGUGUGAUGUUUUUCUUUCCAAAAUCAUGAAUUUCUAUCAUUAAUAACAAUGCAAUUUAACCUUAGAAGAAUUAAAUAAACUUAAAAAAAAACAUUUGGGGAUCUUAUUAUUAUUAUAAUUUUUUCUAAAUAUAGACAUUACUGUUAAAUUCUAAAAGUUAAAAUUCUUGCAAUUGAACCACAAAAAAAUGAUUGAGUUAUAUUUCUGACUUGUAUCACACAGACUUGACAUGUAAUGCAUAUUUGAAAUUUAAAGACAAUUCCUAAACUAUUGAAAUAUUGUUAUUAAAAUGCUAUGAAUCCUUUAUAUAUGUGAUAUAUCCAUGAUCGUUAUUGAAAUGUUUUUUUAAAAUAUUUUUGAACAAGGUUUCAUUUCUAACAAUCAUUCCACUUUCCACGAACAUUUGCCACUUUUGCCAAUUAAGCAUAAUACAUUUUAGAUUAAAAAUGAAACAAACUAACUUGCAAUUAUUGAUAAAUCGUUAGACAAAAUGUCUGCAGUUUAACCUUGUUGUCAUAAUGUACAGAUAAAAAAUGUACUAAAUGUUUUAUUUGGUCUUUAGAUACACUAGUUACUAAAUAUUAUAAAUGUAAUGGUUUAUAACUUGGUUUAACUGUAAGAUUUUAUGACAUGAUUAAGCAUCGUAGGGGAAUAUUGGAGACACUGUUAUGUAAACAGGAUGUAUUUUUAUGAUCUGUGAUAAGAUUGUAGGACAAUCUAGUGUAACUGUACUAUUUGUUGAUCAAUAAAUCACAAUUGUUGUUUUA